Molecule: messenger RNA, 3822 nt
Organism: Dipodomys spectabilis (banner-tailed kangaroo rat)
Lineage: Eukaryota; Metazoa; Chordata; Mammalia; Rodentia; Heteromyidae
Gene: Fgfr3
Product: fibroblast growth factor receptor 3
Exons: 17
Coding region: 166-2379 (737 amino acids)
Biological process (GO): positive regulation of cell population proliferation; protein phosphorylation; positive regulation of MAPK cascade
Cellular component (GO): signaling receptor complex; membrane
Molecular function (GO): fibroblast growth factor binding; ATP binding; fibroblast growth factor receptor activity
Source: RefSeq, a predicted model, not a curated record
GUGGCCGCGGUGGCCGGCGUCCCCUCCGAGCGCCCCGGCGCGGAGCAGCGCGCGGUGCGGAGAGCGGCAGAGGUCCUGGGGCCCGAGCCUGGCCAGCAGGAGCAGGUGACCUUUGGCAGUGGUGAUGCCCUGGAGCUGAGCUGCCGCUCACCGGGGGGUGGCCCCAUGGGCCCCACUGUCUGGGUCAAGGACGGCAUGGGUCUGGUGUCUUCCCCCCGGAUCCUGGUGGGGCCCCAGCGGCUGCAGGUGCUGAACGCCUCCCAGGAUGACGCUGGGACCUACAGCUGCCGGCAGCGGCUCACGCAGCGAGUGCUGUGCCGCUUCAGCGUGCGCAUGACAGAGACUCCAUCCUCAGGCGAUGAUGAAGAUGGGGAAGACAUGACCGAAGACACGGGGGCCCCUUACUGGACCCGGCCCGAGCGGAUGGAGAAGAAGCUGCUGGCCGUGCCUGCUGCCAACACAGUUCGUUUCCGCUGCCCGGCCGCUGGCAACCCCACACCGACCAUCUCCUGGCUGAAGAACGGCAAGGAGUUCCGCGGGGAGCACCGCAUAGGCGGCAUCAAGCUGCGGCACCAGCAGUGGAGUCUGGUCAUGGAGAGCGUGGUGCCCUCCGACCGCGGUAACUACACCUGCGUGGUGGAGAACAAGUUCGGCAGCAUCCGGCAGACGUACACCCUGGACGUGCUGGAGCGCUCCCCACACCGGCCCAUCCUGCAGGCGGGGCUGCCCGCGAACCAGACCGCGGUGCUGGGCAGCGACGUGGAGUUCCACUGCAAGGUGUACAGCGACGCCCAGCCGCACAUCCAGUGGCUGAAGCACGUGGAGGUGAACGGCAGCAAGGUGGGCCCGGAUGGCACGCCCUACGUCACCGUGCUCAAGUCCUGGAUCAGUGAGCAUGUGGAGGCCGAUGCGCGCCUCCGCCUGGCCAAUGUGUCGGAGCGGGACGGGGGCGAGUACCUCUGUCGGGCCACCAAUUUCAUAGGCGUGUCUGAGAAGGCCUUUUGGCUGCGCGUUCACGGGCCCCGCGCAGCAGAGGAGCUGGUGGAGGCGGACGAGGCUGGCAGCGUGUACGCGGGUAUCCUCAGCUACGGGGUGGGUUUCUUCCUCUUCAUCUUGCUGGUGGCCACCGUGACGCUCUGCCGCCUGCGCACCCCCCCGAAGAAAGGCCUGGGCUCCCCGGCCCUGCACAAGGUUGCCCGCUUCCCGCUCAAGCGACAGGUAACAGUGUCCUUGGAGUCCAGCUCGUCCAUGAACUCGAACACGCCACUGGUCCGCAUCGCCCGGCUGUCCUCAGGAGAGGGCCCCGUGCUGGCCAACGUCUCUGAGCUCGAGCUGCCUGCUGACCCCAAGUGGGAGCUGUCCCGGGCCCAGCUGACCCUCGGCAAGCCUCUCGGGGAGGGCUGCUUUGGCCAGGUGGUCAUGGCGGAGGCCAUCGGCAUUGACAAGGACCGCGCUGCCAAGCCCGUCACGGUGGCCGUGAAGAUGCUGAAGGAUGACGCCACGGACAAGGACCUAUCGGACCUGGUGUCUGAGAUGGAGAUGAUGAAGAUGAUCGGCAAGCACAAGAACAUCAUCAACCUGCUGGGGGCCUGCACGCAGGGAGGGCCCCUGUACGUGCUGGUGGAGUAUGCGGCCAAGGGCAACCUGCGGGAGUUCCUGCGGGCGCGGCGGCCCCCGGGCAUGGACUACUCGUUUGACGCCUGCCGGCUGCCUGAGGAGCAGCUCACCUUCAAAGAUCUGGUGUCCUGCGCCUACCAGGUGGCCCGGGGCAUGGAGUAUCUGGCCUCCCAGAAGUGUAUCCACAGGGACCUGGCCGCCCGGAAUGUGCUGGUGACCGAGGACACCGUGAUGAAGAUCGCGGACUUUGGCCUGGCCCGCGAUGUGCACAAUCUUGAUUACUACAAGAAGACUACCAACGGCCGGCUGCCUGUCAAGUGGAUGGCACCAGAGGCCCUAUUUGACCGUGUCUACACCCACCAGAGUGAUGUCUGGUCCUUCGGGGUCCUGCUGUGGGAGAUCUUCACGCUGGGCGGCUCUCCGUACCCGGGGAUCCCCGUGGAGGAGCUGUUCAAGCUCCUGAAGGAGGGCCACCGCAUGGACAAGCCAGCCAACUGCACGCACGACCUGUACAUGAUCAUGCGGGAGUGCUGGCACGCUGCGCCCUCGCAGAGGCCUACCUUCAAGCAGCUGGUGGAGGACCUGGACCGUAUCCUCACCGUUACCUCCACCGACGAAUACCUGGACCUGUCGGUGCCCUUCGAGCAGUACUCACCAGGUGGCCAAGAUACCCCCAGCUCCAGCUCCUCGGGAGACGACUCUGUCUUCACCCAUGACCUGCUGUCCCCAGCGCCACCCAGCAGCGGGGGCCCUCAGACGUGAAGGGCCGGUCCUGCAGGCCGAGCCCCCCCACUGUGAGAUUGCUGCUGGUGUGAACGGGCCGCUGGCCCGAGCCUGGCACCGACAGGCAGGCCAGGCUGUGCCCCGUGCCUGCACACACGUGUUCCGGCGUUGGGUGCACAUGCCCCCGGAGCCUCUGCUGCUGUCCAGUAGCCUCCUGACUGGCCAGAGCCAGGAGCCCCGGGGGCCCUAAUUCUAGGGGCACCAAACGUAGAAUGUGCCAUCCUUGGGGGCCCUGGCCCUCACGGCCCACCCUGGGGAGGGCCGGGCUCUGUGUCCAAGGUGGACCUCGGCCCUCCAGUGCCCAAAGCUGAGCCUGCAGGGGGACCCAUGCGCUGUGAGCCUCCCGCCUGCACGCAGCACCUGCGCCAGGAAGCGAGUCUCAGGAUGCACCUCCCGGCCUCCCCGCUGCCCACCCCGCCCCUCAGAGACUGAAAUUACGGGUACCUGGAGGAAGGCUUUACCUUCUGAAAGGUUUAUUCCAGAAGCAAGUGUACAUUUAUAUAAAUAGAUGUGUAUAUGAUGGAUAUAUAUAUACAUGCCCAUAUAUAUAUAUAUAAUAUGUAUUAUAUAUAUAUAUAAAGAGUGUCUAUGUGGAAGAGGCUGAGGCCUGAGAGCAGGCCCCGCGGGGCCUCACUGGAGAGACAGAAGAGGGGCAAGGGGCAUUUCUGGUGCCACAGUUUUGUUUUAAAAAUUGUACCUGGACCUGUAUAUGUGUAAAGCUAUUUAUCAGCCCGAGCCCCGCCCUCCACGCACAUUCGUAGUGUUCGGCCAGCCGCGUGGCAGAGAUUCCAAUGUUAACUUAUUAACACCUGCCUUUGGAGGGGUCGCCUAGAAUGUACGUCCAGCCCCCACCAGGGCUGAGGCCCCUCGGAACUAAGUGGCCUUCAUCAUUAGAGGCGGUCAGUGAGCACUUCAUUUCCUUCUGGCCGUCUUUGGCAGGGGAGUUAGACUUCCAUAGGAUUUUUCUUUAGGAGAUGUAUUUUUUCAAACUCAAAGCCAGCUGGUAUUUUCCUACAGAUUCUUCUAAUUAUUGUGUGUUCCCAGCAGGUGCCGGCCCGCACAGCCGCAGAUGUUAUUAGAUGUUACAAGUUUAUAUAUAUCUAUAUAUCUAUAUAUAUAAUUUAUUGAGUUUUUACAAGGUGUAUUUGCUGUAGACUUAACACUUCUUACGCAAUGCUUCUAGACUUUAAUAGCCUGGAUUGCUACUUUCAAAGCUUGGAAGAGAAAGCCGUGAAUUCAGUUUUGUUACUUUUUGUACUGUUAAUGGGCCGCAGGCUCCGGUCUCCUGCUCGCCAGCCAGGGCAGUGGCCAGGGUGGCUCUUCCCGGGGCCUGGAUGCAUAGUUUGUCCACCCACACGGGAGACGUGAUAUUUGUUAACCUAGCCUGUGUACUUCCCCAAAAUAAAGAGACGACCGGUGCCA